Dothidotthia symphoricarpi CBS 119687 is the source of this 1873-nucleotide messenger RNA. RefSeq names its product acyl-CoA dehydrogenase NM domain-like protein. Lineage: Eukaryota; Fungi; Ascomycota; Dothideomycetes; Pleosporales; Dothidotthiaceae. The coding region runs from base 409 to 1830 and encodes 473 amino acids. The transcript has 4 exons. Gene Ontology annotation, molecular function: flavin adenine dinucleotide binding; oxidoreductase activity, acting on the CH-CH group of donors. The record is from RefSeq and is a predicted model, not a curated record.
CUCCUCUUUCCCUCUCCCUCUCUCUCUCUCUCCCGGGAACUUUGAAAUCAUCCUCGACUGACACCCGUACGACUCCCGCCCACACAUCACUCCACAAAAAAGGAUACGCCAAGCUCUCAAUGCGCCGUUUCAUAAUGUGGGGAAUCUCCGUACCUCGGCAACUGCUCGCCGUGCACGUCCCCCCCUUGUUUGCGGGGGGGAGAGCUUUAACCGCAGCCAGCUGUUGUUCGAGUCGUCCGUCCGUCCCCCCAUACCUAGCUUUCUAGCCCCGUUAUAUAUAUCUGUUUCGGGCUUGCUCUGCACACCGACUAUCUUCCUGUCUUUCUACUGUCUUGCGACGUGAAGGAUUGUUCGAAUUUGUUAUUGUUGUUAUUUAUUGUUGGAUUGAAAGAUUGAGAGAUUGCAAACAUGUCCGUCCCCUACGACCUCCUCAGCAACAGCCCAAAGGGCCAUGUCUCAGCCUCGCAGCGCAUCCCCACGAUUGCGAAGCCGUGGGUUAGUGAGCGCGCGAAGAAGACGCUGGAUAUUGUCGAGAAAUUCGUCGAGGAAGAAUGCAUCCCCGCCGACGCCGUGUACAUGCGCCAGAUCGGCGAAACGACACUCGAGCGCUUCAGCUCGCACCCGUCCAUCAUCGAGGACAUGAAGAAGCGCGCGCGCGAGCUGGGGCUGUGGAAUAUGUUCCUGCCCAAGGCGCAUUUUAGCGAGGGCGCGGGGUUUAGUAAUCUCGAGUAUGGGCUUAUGGCCGAGUACUUGGGGAAGAGUCGGAUUGCUUCGGAGGCUACUAAUUGUGCGGCGCCUGAUACGGGCAAUAUGGAGGUUUUGGCCAAGUAUGGCUCAGAGGCCCAGAAGAGGAAGUGGCUUGAUCCGCUGCUUAAUGGCGAGAUUCGCUCGGCGUUUUUGAUGACGGAGCCGCAGGUGGCGUCGAGUGAUGCUACGAAUAUUGAGAUGACGAUUAAGCGGGAUGGGGAUUCGUAUGUUUUGAACGGCCAGAAAUGGUGGUCUUCGGGUAUUGGUGACCCUCGCUGCAAGAUCUUUAUUGUUCUCGGCAAGACAGACCCAGACAACGCAGACAAGUACAAGCAGCAGUCUGUCAUCCUCGUCUCCAAUGACACCCCCGGCGUCACGGUCCACCGCAUGCUCUCCGUCAUGGGCUUCGACGACGCGCCCCACGGCCACGGCCAUGUCACCUUCACAAACGUGCGUGUGCCCGCCAGCAACAUGGUGCUCGGCGAGGGCAAGGGCUUUGAGAUUAUCCAGGGCCGUCUCGGACCCGGCCGCAUCCACCACGCGAUGCGCAGCAUCGGGUCAGCGGAGAAGGCACUCGAGUGGAUGCUGGCGCGUCUCAACGACGAGCGCAAGAAGCCCUUUGGCGAGAUGCUACACAAGCACGGCAUAAUGCUCGAGCGCGUCGCCCGGUCGCGCAUAGAAAUCGACGCGGCGCGCCUCGCCGUCCUCGACGCUGCCAUCAAGAUCGACGAGACCAACGCAAAGGGCGCGCUCAAGGAGAUCGCUGAGGUCAAGGUCCUCGUCCCAGAGGUCAACCUUAAGGUCAUCGACUGGGCUAUUCAGGCUUAUGGCGGUGCGGGUGUCAGCCAGGACACCCCGCUUGCGCAGAUGUACUCGAGUGGUAGGACGAUGCGCAUCGUGGAUGGACCUGAUGAGGUGCAUCUCCUGCAGCUGGGCAGGAAUGAGAAUAAGAGGGGUGUGGCGCAUUUGAAGCGCAUUGCGGCGCAGCACAAGAAGGGCGAGGAGCUGUGCAGGCAGUAUGGCAUUGAGCCGCGGGAUCCGUUGUAUCUUAACCGGACGAGCGCGGAGGCGAGUAAGCUGUAGAGGGUGAGUGUGUGUUAGGUAGAUGAAAGAAAUUGUUUCCACG